CCCGACCCGGAACGACCCUCAUUCUCUUUGCACUUGCACAACACAACCCGCCACGAGCCAGUGGCCCUAAUUCUGGCCAUGCAGCCUCUGCCACAACUAAUAAGGCAAUCAUUUCGAUCCAGCCUCCAACUCCCAACCUCCAUACUAACGCAAUUCCGCCCACCCACAGCAUUCUCCCUCAGACCGACUCCGCGGAGCUUCUCCGUCUGCUUACAAUGCCGAUUCCGCCAACACCAGCCCAAAUACGACGCCUUCGAUGACAGGCAGCGGUUCGCCGCUAAUACCGAGAGGUUAAUCAGGGAAAAAGAGAAAGAACUCGCCGAACAGGAGCGCGCAGCGCGCGACCCGGCCCCGAUCCCGGGUGUUGAGGCGGGCAGUUCUCUCGAUUCGGUACCUCCUCCCCCAGAGCCCGAGCAGAGUCCACAACCACCGCAAAAUGAAAAUGAAGAGAAGCAGACUGCUCCCAGGGAGGAGAAUGAAGCCAAUGCUGCUGGCACGAGGAGCGGUGGUCUACCAUCGUAUUUGGAAAGCCGUCGGUCAAAAUGGUCAAAGCAGUUCAGCACACUCAUGGACAAUGUGCAGUCCAACGUGUUCGUAGCCGGACAACGACUAAAUGACCUGACGGGUUACUCCAGUAUCGAAGCUCUGAAAAACGACAUCCAUCUCCACGAGGAUCGACUCCGCACCGCCCGAGCACAAGUCAAGAAAGCGAAAGAAGAGUACGCAGCCGCAAUCAAUCGCCGCUCAACCUCCCAACGCGAAGUCAACGAGCUCCUCCAACGCAAACACGCCUGGUCCUCAACUGACCUGGAGCGCUUCACCUCCCUCUACCGCAACGACCACACAAACGAAGUCGCAGAGACAGAGACCGCACAGGCACUAUCAGCUUCCGAACGCGAAGCCGAAGAGGCUGCCGCACAACUGAGCAAGAGCAUUCUCUCGCGGUACCACGAGGAGCAGGUCUGGUCCGACAAGAUCCGUCGCAUGUCGACAUGGGGAACAUGGGGUCUGAUGGGCGUGAACGUGCUACUUUUCCUCGUUUUCCAGAUCCUUGUUGAACCGUGGCGAAGGAAGAGACUCGUUAAGGGCUUUGAGGAUAAGGUCGUUGAAGCAUUGGAGAAAGAGAAGGAAUUGAGCAGGGCUAUGAUUGCUGAGAGCGCGGUUGCGCUCUCGGCUCUGCCGAAUAACACUGUCCUCCCUGGAGACGUUGAUUCCAAGGAGACGUUGGAGGACACUGCAUCAUUAUUGACGGAGCCGAAGCUUGCCGCGGUGGAGAUUGAUGUUCCUGCUACUGGGGCGGCUGAUGCCAGUGCGUCCCAGUCUUUGCAGACUCGUCUAUCAAUUAUUUCUUCUCCGGUUACGUCGGUGGACUACUGGAAGCAGGUGGCCCAUGAGGUCUUCAGCGAGCGGGCCGUUGCUGUCUCCCAGCGUGACGUUACUACAGUGGCGCUUCAGAGUGCUGCGGCUGGUGCAGUUGUGUCGGGUCUACUCUUUGCCCUGAUCGGAUCGCGGUAG
Molecule: messenger RNA, 1515 nt
Organism: Penicillium bovifimosum
Lineage: Eukaryota; Fungi; Ascomycota; Eurotiomycetes; Eurotiales; Aspergillaceae
Gene: she9
Product: putative mitochondrion biogenesis protein (She9)
Exons: 2
Biological process (GO): inner mitochondrial membrane organization
Cellular component (GO): mitochondrial inner membrane
Source: RefSeq, a predicted model, not a curated record